AUGGCGAUUCACCGGUUGCCGAUUUUGUUCUUCGCUCGCCUUCAGGAAUUUUCCUCAGCUCUGUUGAUUCAUGCUUCAGAAUCAGAAUUAAAGCAAAAAUGCCAAGACAGAAAAUGUUGUGAAUCAUUGCAUAAGACAGUGAGAAGGAAGACGCCUACUGUUAUGGUUGGAAAUGUCGCUCUCGGAAGCGACCAUCCGAUAAGGAUUCAAACGAUGACUACAUCAGAUACUAAUGAUGUUGCUGGAACUGUUGAAGAGGUUAUGAGAAUAGCAUAUAGAGGAGCAGAUAUUGUGAGGAUCACUGUUCAAGGGAAGAAAGAAGUCGAUGCAUGCUUUGAAAUCAAAGAUAAACUUGUUCAGCUUAAUUACAAUAUGGGGUUUAAAUAUCGCGUUUGUUCGAUUCUUAGAGAGGUAAAGUGUUUAGAGUCUCAGAUAGAUCAUAGAUCAUCUCCAAGAUCAUGUGUAGAAACAGCAUCAUCAUCUUCAUUAGGUUGUGAGAUUGGUGAAGAUAGAGAAGAAGAAGAUUCAAGUUGA
Microthlaspi erraticum is the source of this 534-nucleotide messenger RNA. NCBI's taxonomy places the organism in Eukaryota, Viridiplantae, Streptophyta, Magnoliopsida, Brassicales, Brassicaceae. The record is from the annotation of a GenBank genome assembly.